Messenger RNA from Aspergillus puulaauensis, 2538 nucleotides. Its product is annotated as putative sterol glucosyltransferase. The coding region runs from base 1 to 2538 and encodes 845 amino acids. NCBI's taxonomy places the organism in Eukaryota, Fungi, Ascomycota, Eurotiomycetes, Eurotiales, Aspergillaceae. Gene Ontology annotation, molecular function: hexosyltransferase activity; UDP-glycosyltransferase activity. The transcript is spliced from 7 exons. Gene Ontology annotation, biological process: carbohydrate metabolic process. The record is from RefSeq and is a predicted model, not a curated record.
AUGGCGUAUCCCCCACGACAUAGCGAUGAACCAGUGGAACUGCGCGGGGAUGCUCCCGUUGACGCGCAGCCUCCCCCGCCAUACUCACCCUUUGUGGAGGAUGCAUUGACCAGAGAAGCCGGCAGUUUGCAAGCCAACGGUCGCGUAGAUGUCAAUCUGGAAUCCGAGGUCGCCAGGGCACUCGCCAAGAUAAUCGACUUGCAACAAGAGGAUCUUCAGAACCCGCCGCCCGACUACAUUGAUGCGCCAUCCACAGAGGUCCCGUCCUGUGAAUUCAAGCUCAAUAUAGUUAUACAGAUUGUUGGAAGCAGGGGCGAUGUACAGCCAUUUAUUGCGCUCGGAGCUGCGUUAAAAAAUGAUGGUCACCGAGUCCGCAUCGCCACACAUGAUGUAUUUGCAGACUUCGUCCGUACAGCAGGACUAGAAUUCUUUCCUAUUGGCGGAGAUCCGGCCGAACUCAUGGCAUUCAUGGUCAAGAACCCAGGUUUAAUACCGCAGAUGAAGACAUUACGCGAGGGUGAAGUCCGCAAGAAGCAAAUCAUGGUAGCGACAAUGCUUGACGGGUGCUGGAGAUCAUGUAUCGACGACGAUCCCCAAACACAAUGUCCCUUUGUGGCAGAUGCAAUCAUUGCUAAUCCGCCUAGCUUUGCUCACAUUCAUUGCGCGCAGGCACUGGGGAUCCCCGUUCACCUAAUGUUUACCAUGCCAUGGAGCAGUACCAGGGCGUUUCCACAUCCGCUUGCGAAUUUGAGUACAUCAUCGAUGAAUCCUACGACGGCAAAUUGGGUUUCAUAUGGAGUGGUAGAGUGGUUGACCUGGCAAGGCCUAGGUGACGUUAUUAAUCGAUGGCGCGUGUCGAUGGGCUUGGCCCCUAUUCCUGCAACACAAGGUCCAAGGUUGGCUGAAACCCUAAAGGUUCCUUUCACCUACUGCUGGUCUCCUGCACUGAUGCCAAAGGCACGGGACUGGCCACCUCAUAUUGAUGUCUGUGGUUUUUUCUUCAGAGAAACCCCGGCAUAUAAUCCGCCAGCUGAGUUAGUAGAAUUCUUGAACUCUGGCCCCUCUCCGAUCUACAUUGGUUUUGGCAGCAUUGUGGUCGACAACCCUCAAAGACUUAUGGACGUCGUCCUUGAAGCAGUCUCGAGGGCCGGGGUCCGUGCCAUAAUCUCAAGAGGGUGGAGCGAAAUGUCCGGAAAUACAAGCCGGAACAUAUUAUAUAUAGAUGACUGUCCGCACGAGUGGUUAUUCCAGCAUGUGGCCGCUGUCGUCCACCAUGGCGGUGCUGGGACAGCCGCCUGUGGCCUGAGAAAUGGACGACCAACUGUCGUAGUGCCAUUUUUUGGAGACCAGCCCUUUUGGGGCCAUACGAUUGCCAGAUCUGGAGCGGGUCCUAGACCUCUACCUUAUGCCUCACUCACAUCUCAGGAUCUGGCAGCUUCUAUAGAAUUUUGCCUUACCGCUAAACCAAGGGCUGCUGCUCGAAAUAUUGCAGAAAAGAUGCAGGCGGAGCGUGGCGUGAUGGCAGCCGUGGAAUCAUUCUACACCCAUCUACCACUAGACAAGAUGAGAUGCAGCGUGAUGCCUGACCAAGCGGCAGUUUGGACAUUCAAAAAGGGCAAGCGGAAAUUCAACUUAUCAAAAGCAGCAGUUCAUAUAUUGGUCGAGAAUAUGAAGAUAGAGGCGAAUCAACUGCGAUGCUGUAAAAUCAACCCUAUUGUCAUCGAGAACCGCCGCUGGGAUCCAUUAACAGGCGUCCUCUCGGCCUCUAUCGCAACCGGGUCCAACAUGUUGCUCUCCACAGGCGAGCUAAUAUACAACCCCUACAAGGAAUACAGACGCGGUCGCUCACCGAGGCAAUCGCGAGAAAGGAGCCCGCGUGCACAGUCCGUGCCUGUAAGCAGACCUUCAGGUAACGACUUACGGAGUGUAGGAGGACCACUCAUGCAGCGCAGAACGGCCGCUCCAGAACCUAGCGGUAACCAGGCUACUAGGCCAUUAGAUACAGCAGGGAAUAUGGCGUCUGCGACAGUGAAAGGAUUUGGCAAAUUUACUGCGACGUAUUUCAAAGGCGUGUUGGUGGACAUUCCUCAUGCGGCAGCGGAGGGGUUCCGACAGGCGCCUAGAUUAUACGGGGAACAGCCAAAGGAAUACGGCACUGUUAAGGGUUGGAAAUCUGGCGCUAUGUUCGGCGGAAAGAAUUUCGUUGAUGGCAUGACCGAUGGCUUUUCCGGGCUCGUCACUCAGCCUGUUAAGGGUGCUAAAGAGAAGGGCGUUUUUGGUGCAGCCAAAGGACUGAUGAAAGGGACGAUUGGACUCGCUACGAAGGCCCCUUCAGCCGGAGUCGGAUUGGUGGCCUACCCAUUCUAUGGGAUAACUAAGAGCAUUGAAACGGCGAUUGGAUCCAAAGAUCGGAGAGAUCUUGUACAUGCGCGCCUCAGAGAUGGUGCAUACUAUACAGGGAACUUGUUUAUUGCUGACGAAGAACAGGAAAGAGUUAUCGAAGGGUUUGAGAGGCUGCUGCGCAGUGAAAACGCGUAG